AUGCAGAAGCCUUUCAAUGGGUUUGCUAAACAAGCAACAACAAUGGUUAAAUCAGUCAACUUGCGACGUGCUGAAUUUUUUGUUGAGAUCCACAGAAAUAUGCUGUUAAAUAGUGUUCCUAGGAAAAGAAAGGUAAAGUUAACCCAGAAGAAUACCGGAUUAUCAAAAGGGAUAUACAUUAUUGAAAAGUUAGACUUGCAAGAAUUUGGUGACAUAUGGAACGGCCAGAAACCAGUACAAGCUUCAGCAGUGCCUAGCACAGCAUAUAGUCCAAAACCCCCACCAGUAGCCCCCAAAUCACCGAGGGUGAUAGCUAGAGUUCCAGAUCAGUUUGCCGAUAGCCAUUACACCAUGGUUCCUCCAGAAGAUGGGGAUAUACCACCUCGUCCACCACUGCCUCAUGAGACUGCCCCUGCCAGACCCCCACCUCCUGAUACAGAUGAUGAAGAAGAUUUCCCUGUCCCACAGGCUAAUCAACCCAUCAUUAUGGCAGCACAUGCCCUCCAUAUGGAGACAAAGCAGUGGUCAAGUAAAGAUAAUGAGAUAAUAGCUGCAGCCAAAAGAAUGGCUCUCCUUAUGGCCAAACUCAGUCAGUUGGUCAGAGGUGAAGGUGGUUCUAAGAAGGAUCUGAUAGCCACAGCUAAGAAUAUAGCUGAGUCAUCAACAGAGGUGGCCAAACUGGCACAGAAGUUAGCUGCUGAGUGUACUGAUAAAAGGAUGAGACUGAACUUAUUGCAAGUUUGUGAGAGAAUUCCUACAAUUGGUACCCAGCUAAAGAUUUUAUCAACAGUGAAGGCAACCAUGUUGGGAGCACAAGAACCUGUACCAGCCCCAGAUGGUGGUGAAAUAUCUUGCGGUUCUGAAGAGGAUCAAGAAGCCACUGAAAUGUUGGUUGGUAAUGCCCAAAAUCUGAUGCAAGCUGUGAAGGAAACAGUUCGUGCUGCUGAAGCUGCCUCCAUCAAGAUCCGUGUAGACUCUGGGUACCAGAUUCGUUGGCAUCGUAGAAGACCAUGGUACACCACCACUUCUUAAGAAAACCAAUGCUAGGAUUUUUAAAUUGAUAGACAAUACAAAUGAAGAUCAGAUAUAUUUACAAUCAUUUUUAUCGUAUUCUUAGAAGAACAAUUAAAGAUACUGUUUUAGAUAUGUUAACAGAAAAAAGAUGGGUUUUUUUUGUAAAGCAUUUUUGUUAUAUUUGUAGUAAUGAAAAAAUUUGAUAAAUGUAAUCAUGGAAUAAUACAUCUAAUUUGAUGUAAAAUUAGUGCUUUUUUUAGAUAUAGCAAAAUAUGCACACCUAGUGACUGCUGAUAUCUUUUCCACAUUUUUUAGAUGUGUAAAUGUUUUGCAUGGUACAUAUACUGUAUAUUUGUUCACACUUUUCAUUCAUUAUUUUAAUAUAACACAUGUAUGUGGGUUUAUUGUCAGCAUUAAUUUACAGCUAUCUGUUGGAAUUUCUUUAUGAAAUAUUAACUUUAACACCAAAUGUUCAUUUAAAUAUUGCUUAUUGAAUAACUACAAUAUGUUGAGUAACGUGACUAUGAGCCUGGUACCAUGUUUUAAUAUUGCUUAUUGUAUAACUGCAAUAUGUUGGGUAACGUGACUUUGAGUCUAGUAACAUGAGGCGAAAGUUUGUUUUCAAUCGUGUGAACAAAUAGGUUUUUACCAAAUUGAUCUACACCCUAAAGUUGUUUUCAGUUGUUGAACUAGAUUUCUGAAGAAAAAAUUUGAUAUAAUUAUCAUUCCUUUUUAUAAGACAAAGUACUUAAACUAUUUUUCAAAUAGUGCCUGUGAAGUAAAAACAAGAUAAGUGAAUUAAUUCUCUUGAUAGAGCAAUUUACCAUCGUUCAUAUUAAUUACCAAUUUGUUUUAAAUGUCAGUCCACCUGUGAAAUAGCUUCAUUUUGAUAUUUGAACACGCUUUAUUUUGGAAAGUUUGGUAUGUUUAUUUAAUAGUAUAUAGAGUUUUUAGUUCAUUUAAACAUGUGAAAAUAAAUGGUGCUAUGUAUAUAGAAUAUGCAAAUAAAUAUGUAGUUUUACAUAGAUUUCUAUCAAUAUCAAAUUUGAUGCAUUUUAUACAUUAAUGAGAAUGAAUGAUGAUACAUGUCUGUAAAAUGAUUAUGAUAAAAUCAGCCAUUUUGUGUAAAUUCUUACAGAAAUCUUUGUAUGUCAUGAAUUACUUUAAAUUUAAGUUACAAGUAUGGUAUUUGUUUUAAGGUGAUACAAAUCCUAACAGCUUUUGAAAAUUAAUGUCUAUUCUAUCUGAAAUGGCUAAUUUAUUAGAAAUACAUAAAAACUUUUCCUCUUCUUGAGGUUUGGAUAUUUAAAAAAAAGUCUUAAUCUGCAUUGAUAAUGUAAGGUUUGUUGGUAUGAGUUGUAUUACUGAGAUAAAGUGUACAUUUUUAGACAAAGCAUGUUGAGAUGUUAUUAUUUUUAGUUUUAUUUAAUAUAUUGCUUGUUUGGUUUUAUUAUUAAUUAGGAUUUGUUUUUGUUUUUGAUUAAAUAUAUCUUGAUAGGAUUUUUUUUACUAUAUAAAAGAUAUUAUGAACUUUCUUUUUUUGCUAAAUAAUUGAAGUAAUGAACUGUCAUGGUAUCAAGAAUAUGACUGCAGAAUAGAACAUUGUUUUUUUUUGGUGUUCAGAAAAUUCUUUUCUAAGCAAUAUCAAUUAAAAAACUUGAUUCCUGCAUAACUUUGUACUUUAUAAUUUGAAAAUAUCUAAAGUUCUCUUGUAGGUUUUAUUCAUAUAAUGUGUUGACCAUUAAACGACGAUUUAAAGAAAAGAUUUAAAAACUUAAUGGAAAUAAUAGUAGAUUGAAUAAAAGAUUGCAUUUUCAAAUAAAAUAGCGUGUGUGGCAGUAAUAAUAAAAAUAUGUUUCAAUUAUAAUGGGGAUACCCCCUGGAUGUGCCUUUUUUAAUUGUGUUUACCUCUUCUGAUCCAUUUGAUAUUAUUGCAGACUUGAGGAAAGAAAGAGUUUACAUUUAAGAAGUUUUUUUAUGUGUUGAUAAAGCUAGAAUAUAUACAUCAUAAUGAAGAAAAAUAUUCUCAUAUAGUCACUUGUUUGUUUGGGUAUUAAAAAUCUUUGAUAAAGAACGUAAUUCUCAGUUUAAAAAAAAGUGUUCAUUUGUAAAUUUAUGAGUUGUUUUAGAUAUAGUUUGACCUACUGUUUCACAAAAGCAAAUUUAGUGGCACAAUUUAAUUUUGAAAUACAUAUAGAGUGUUUUGGAAUAUAUUUAAAUAUCAUAUAUUAAGCAUAUGUAGAUGCUAUUACCACCUGAUGUUGUUUACCUUACCAAACCAAAAAGAAAUUCUCCUUUCAUGUUACAUUUGAUAUGUGUUAUCCUCCUUUCAAUAUUUUUUUUAAUUUGUUGGUUUUUUAAAGUUGAAAAAAACCCCACACAACUUAAUUUUGUCUAAAUUGUCAAUCAUAAAUUUUACACUAGCAACGACUUGCAAUACCAUAGAUAGUCUUUCAUAUUUACCCAGUUGUUAGUUUAUAUAUAGCUAUUGGCUUAUUUGUACAAGAUAUACAACUUUACAACCAAUAAACAUUUUAUAGAAAUAGAAUGCC
Molecule: messenger RNA, 3566 nt
Organism: Mytilus trossulus (common blue mussel)
Lineage: Eukaryota; Metazoa; Mollusca; Bivalvia; Mytilida; Mytilidae
Product: vinculin-like
Exons: 9
Coding region: 1-1032 (343 amino acids)
Biological process (GO): cell adhesion
Cellular component (GO): plasma membrane; focal adhesion; cytoskeleton
Molecular function (GO): alpha-catenin binding; beta-catenin binding; actin filament binding
Source: RefSeq, a predicted model, not a curated record